AUGGACUCAAACUUUUUUGAAGAUGAGUAAUUCAACAACAACACAUGGGAUGAAUACUCUGAGAAUAUGGUUUGCCCUUCACCUCUUUUGCUUGGGCAUCCCUAGAUUAAAAAGUUUAAUAAUGAAGACGAACUCUCACCCAUACAUCUUCAAUAUCAUACUGACACUCUAGAUGAUGACUACAGUCAACAAAACCAACCUUCUCAACCUAAUAAACCUCUUAUCAAAAAGAAACUUCACAAAAGUCACAAGAGAACUCCCUCAAAAAAAAAUUAGAAUUCUCCUUCAGCGAGCAGAGUACUGAAUGACUUUGCUACAUAUGCCAAACUUUCUGGAGAUAACACUUCCUAAUAAAUUCAAUAUUGUAAACAAAUGUAACAACUUAUUGACAAUCUUGAAGGAAUCCUGUCCAAAAUCAAAUCAAAAAUUUUAAACUCAUACAAAAAGUAGAUAAAUUAGAAAAAUUGA
Molecule: messenger RNA, 468 nt
Organism: Paramecium octaurelia
Lineage: Eukaryota; Ciliophora; Oligohymenophorea; Peniculida; Parameciidae
Source: the annotation of a GenBank genome assembly